This is a messenger RNA of Prinia subflava (tawny-flanked prinia), 9858 nucleotides long. It is a transcript of the gene RBM20, whose product is annotated as RNA binding motif protein 20. NCBI's taxonomy places the organism in Eukaryota, Metazoa, Chordata, Aves, Passeriformes, Cisticolidae. The transcript is spliced from 14 exons. Gene Ontology annotation, molecular function: zinc ion binding; mRNA binding. Gene Ontology annotation, biological process: regulation of RNA splicing. The record is from RefSeq and is a predicted model, not a curated record. Bases 1544 to 5824 code for a protein of 1426 amino acids. Gene Ontology annotation, cellular component: nucleus.
GUUAAAAUGAAUGGAGAAAACCUUUGCAGAGUUUUAGGACCCCAUACUGAGCCUGCAUGCCGAGAUGUACAGUGGAUGUAUUAAGUGCAGAAAUAGUAGUGCCUAGUAAAACACACUUGAUCCAUUAUUACAAGUGAUGUAAUAUAUCUGUGUGAAGUAACACGUUCUUGUGACUAUCCACCUCCUAAUCCAGGGCCAUGCAUUAGUGUCAUAGCUGUGCUCCUGCUGCCCUCUGAGCCAUGAGUCACCAUCUUUCACUUCCUCAAAUAAUUACAGGCAGCAGUGCCUGUUGCUUGGUCUCAAAGGCUUUCACUGCUACUCAGGAAAUUCACACAAAGCCACAUUUCUGUGGAUGAUCAGGAGACACCUGGGAUUUGCUCUAACCUUGGGCAGAGAUGGUCCCACAUAUUAAACUUUUUUUCCCAUGAGUUGUCUCACCUGUCUGGCAGAUCUUACCUUUCCUUUGCUGGAAGGUUAUGCGUCUUGUAGCUACACAGUGCUGACCACCCCUUGGCCCUCACUGAACCAGAAAACACAUAAUUUGUAAUUUUUUUUUCCUUGUGGAAAAGGAUGUGCAGCUCCAUUUUUUUUUUUUUUUGUAUUUCUCAGAAUACAGUGUAAGUCAAUGUGUCUAAACAAGUACUGAUGGCUAUUCAUUUUUAGAAGGUGCAUUUGGUGUUACAUUACCAUUAACUAACUGUGCAACUGAAAUCCGGCCCAAUCCUGCCCUGCACCUGGUUGGUGCUCUCCAUCUGCAAAGUGUAAAGUACGUGAUUAAUGCAACUAACUUAAAAUUUUCCAGUCACCGGAGGUGGCAUUUUGUUCCCAUUUAGAAGGCUACAUACUUGUAAAUGACUGUGCCAGGUGCAGGGGAAGAGAACCUGACCCCUUCAAAAUUCAUCUUUCCCCUGAAUUAGGAUUAAUUUUUCAAAGGAGCCAGGAUGUUUCUGCUUUCCUCGGGAUGUGUGUGUGUGCUGGGGGGAGGGUGUGUGGCAAACAGAGGUAGUGCAGGAGCAAGUACUGAAAUAGUCUUUGACUUGUCCCUUUCUAAUAAAUAGCACAUUACAAAAGGAGCAAGAGCUGGAAGAAACAUUUUCAGUGUUACUUGUUUAGUGCAGGAGUGCAACUUCUACUCCAUCCGUCCUGGUUAAUUUCCUCCCAAAACGUGUGCAGGUAAAACCUUUUUUGUCACAUUGUAUCAUGAGGCAGCAAUUCCACUCCUUAGUCCAACCGUGUUGUUACAGCAGCAGGAAAAGCCUUCCUGAGUAGGUCUUGAUUGCCCCAAUGUAUGUGUCUGGAAGCCGGGAGCCCAGGAUCGACAUCCGUUAUUAAAAACCCAUCGUGGCUGGGCACAGACGGGGAUGUUGCUGUAGAGAUGACUUAUUACUCGACAAAGUUUAUUAAUUGGUAGGGAUACACUCUCCUGUUUUAUAUCAGCCGACAGAGCCUGUGGCUGAUAAAUGACUGAAAACAUUUCUUCAGAGGUGCUACCAGGGAGGGAUUACAACAGUGCUCAUAUUUUUCCCCUUGCCCUUGGCGUCUGAUGAUUGUAAACUAUCGCCACAGUGUGAAGGGGCCGGUGCUGCUCACUCGUUGUACAGCCCGUCCUUUGCCAAGCGCGGCCCCCGGGACCAUCCUGGGCAGGGCCAGGUGCGCCCCAGCCACCGUGCCCCGCACAGGUGCGCAGGAGCCACCCUGCCCCGGCCGGGACACCGGGCAGAGCCGCCGGGCUGCCGCGGAGCGUGGGUCCCUCCCGUCGGGCAGGUGCGGGCGGAGGAGGGAGGGAACGGGCCCGGCGCCCAGGUGGGGCCGGGCCGGGGGCUCCGCCCGCCCCUCCCUCCGGCCCUGCCAGCGUCUUUGGGGCUCCGCGCAGCACUGGCCGCCCCCGCCGGUGGCCGCAGCCCUCCGGCAGGGCGGGCUCAGUCGCAGGGGGUUGCCUGUCCCGCCGUCGCCAGCCCGGCGGGGGGGGCGGCGGGGGGAGCGCGGUUGUCUCCAGGGCCGGUCCUCUGCCCCCUCCCUCCCUUCUCCCUGCUACCCUCCCUCCCGCCGCCGCGGCCGAGGGCUGCGCGGCCACCCGCGCCUCCCGCCGCAGGGGCCGCCCCGUAUGGUCCCCGGCGCUGCCAUGAGCCAGGCCCCGGCUCCCCGCGGCGCUGACCCGCCGGAGAGCGAUGCCCGCAGCGGGGCCCCCAGCCGAGGGAUGCCGCCGCCGCCGCCCAGCCUGCCCCAGCUCCUCCACAACGCUGCCAAGCUCCUGGAGAAGAGUCCGUUCUCUGUCGGCGCCCCGAGCCCCCUGCUCCCCUCGCCGGCGAGCCUGCAGCUGGCGCAGCUCCAGGCACAGCUCACGCUCCACAGGCUGAAGUUGGCUCAGACCGCUGUCACCAACAACCCGGCUGCUGCCACUGUCCUCAACCAGGUGCUCUCCAAAGUGGCCAUGUCACAGCCACUCUUCAACCAGCUGAGGCACCCCACGGUGAUGAACGCCCCGCAGGGCCACACCGCAGGCCCACCCCAGGGGCCCGGCAUCGCUGGCACGAGGUUCCCCUCCGGUGGAAUUGCCUUUCCUGCCCAGAGCCCGGCCUUAGCCACCCCAGGGGGAGGCCUGGGAGCCGUCCAGGCCCAGGCCCCCAGCGCAAUUGUUAUGAAUCCCUUUGGAAGUGUCAUGGCUCCGACCUCCGGCCAGCAACCCGUAGUGGUGGGUCUCAACAAGGCGGGUGCUUCCACGUCCACUGCUGCAGGAGGCUUUUAUGAGUACAAACAAAAUGUCGUCACUGCCGCCUCUCAGGCAUUUGCCUCAGAGGGAGAACAGUCCAGCCAGCACGGCUUCCUGGCUGGUGGCACCCACACUGCCACCUCGGCAGCAGGGUCGCGCUACGAGAGUCCCUUUGGGGCUCCCGGCCAGCUGCAGCACGAGGCGGCAGCGACAUUUCCCAAGGAGUCGUACGGGGCUGCAGCUCAGCAUGGGGCAGCACGGGCCUUCCCCAGCGACCCACACACGGGCUCCCAUCCGAAAGGAGAUCCCGGCCCUAUCUUACAUGGCAGCAGUACAAGCAACCAGUGGGAAAAUAUCCCUAAUUUCCCCAGCCAAAACAAGCCUGACCUCAUGCCCGGCGACAGCCUGUGGCCGUCAGCAAGUCAGCAGCAGUAUGAAAUAAGAAACGAGCUGUACAACCCCGAAGAGCCGACACCUGACACAAAGUUCAGCACGGCCGCCCCCCCUGCCUUCGGCCGCCUCAACCACAGCGCGCAGAGCUUCGGCAGCCCUCGCAUGAGGCAGAAGGAGGAGCGCAGUGGCGGCACGCCCGAUCUGCCCACCCGCUCCCUGCUGCCACACCAGCUCGGCGACCUCCGCGGCGUGGCCCCUCUCCACUUCCCCCACAUCUGCGCCCUGUGCGACAAGAAGAUCUUCGAUCUGAAGGACUGGGAUCAGCACAUUAAGGGAAGUCUCCACAUCCAAAAAUGUAUGGCUUUUUCAGAUAACACUGGUAUCCGGUGUAUGUUAAGCUCAGCGGAUGGAACAUUGCAUUUAUCACCAAAUAAUGCAGCAGUUUUCAAUCCAUCUAGCAUUGAAGAUUAUCCACCAAAUGUUGGCGCAUCUUUUAUCUCCACACCAGCAAGAUCCUUUGGCCAGCCAGGUCCUACAUUUUCUUCUCCUCCAUCAGGGUUUCCCCAGAGGAAAUCUACGCUGGGUCGAGUUGUUCACAUUUGCAACCUCCCCGAGGGAAGCUGCACAGAGAAUGAUGUCAUUAACCUGGGCCUCCCGUUUGGAAAGGUCACCAACUAUAUCCUCAUGAAAUCUACUAAUCAGGCCUUUCUGGAAAUGGCUUACAGUGAAGCAGCCCAAGCCAUGGUACAGUACUACAAAGAAAAACCUGCUAUGAUAAAUGAUGACAAGUUACUUAUUAGGAUGUCUAAAAGAUACAAGGAAUUGCAGCUGAAGAAACCAGGUAAGAAUGUGGCUGCUAUAAUCCAGGACAUCCACUCACAGAGGGAGAGGGACCUGCUGCGUGAAGUGGACAGCAGGUAUGGCCCUGAGAGGCCGCGCUCCCGCAGCCCCAUCAGCCGCUCGCUGUCACCUCGGUCCCACACGCCCAGCUUCACCUCCUGCAGCUCUCCACACAGCCCGCUGGGCACCGGCAGGAACGACUGGGGAAACGGGAGAGAGGCGUGGGAUCAGUCCCCCUAUUCCCGCCGGGAAGAGGAGAGAGAGAGCAGAGAAUGGCGAGAGAAUGGGGAUGAGAAGAGGGACAGGACUGACACAUGGGUACACGAGAGGAAACAUUAUUCCCGACAACUGGACAAGUUUGAUUUGGAUGAACGGCUUGAAGGAGGCAGAGGACAUCGAGAAAAAUACUUAAGGACUGGUUCCCCUGGGUCCCUUCACCCUUUAUCUGGCUACAAGAACAGGGAAGAUGACUAUUACCGAAAAUCCUCUAAGUCAAAAUCUGAAAAGUUUCAGAGGCAGCUGCAGGAUUUACCUGGCAGAUCUAAGAGAAAGGAAGAGGCAAAGUUAAGGGAACGCAGACAUUCUUUCAGCGAGGACACUGCCAGGGAGGAGGCAGCUGAGCAGAAGCACAGCAAAGCAUCUGAGGGCUCCAGGCAAAAACAAAGUGAUAAGAAUAAGGUGAAGAAAGCUGAAAAAGACGAAGAAGAUGCUACUGCUGAAGGGAAUGAUGAGAAGGAAACCAAAUCUUAUGAGAAUGAGCUUGAAAAAGAGGAGCAAGUUCCAGUGAAGAGCUCACCUUCAGAUAAUAAACAAGGAAAAGAAUCCGGAGAGAUUCUGGAAAACACAAGGAAAGAGAAGGACCGAGACUGGGAGAGUGGAAGUGAAAUAGAAGGUGAGACCUGGUAUCCUGCUAACAUGGAGGAAUUAGUGACAGUAGAUGAAGUGGGAGAAGAUGAUUUAAUUAUGGAGCCUGAUAUAACUGAGCUUGAAGAAAUAGUCCCAGUUGAUCAAAAAAAUAAAGCUGCUUCAGAAAUGUGUCCCUGUAUGUCAACCGUGUUAGAACUGAAAAACAAUCACAGCCACUUAACCAGGAGUGAAGACAAAUUUUCCCAUAAAGCUUUAGAAACAAACUUCAGAACAGCAAAGGGCAGUGCAGCUUCUAGUGGCUGUCAGGAAGAUGAUGAGGAUGAUGAUAAUGAUGAUGCUGUAACUGAAGCAUCAAGCCUAAAUCUGGACCCUGAACAGAAGCCAGAGGAAUUGAAAGAAGACCAAUCUGCUAAGGAGUCUGAUUGCCAGCAGAAGGAAGGAAAAAUUGAUAAGAGCUCUGACACUCGUUUAGAUCCUGAAGAUCACCAUAUACCUUCUGUUCAUCUGAAAGAAGAGACUCUCCAGCUCCCUGAUACAUUUAUAGCUGAUUACAAACAGAUGGGAUCACAAGGAGCCGAGAGCAGAGAAGAUACGGAAAUGCUCAUUAAAAACGCCAGUGAAGAAACAAGACAUGGAAGCCAAGAGUGUCCAGAGGCCAAGGCAAAUUCUAGGUACUUGGAAAUGAGAGCUCUGGAAUACCCGGAGGCAGAGUCUAAACAAAGGCCCUCUACACCAGGCUGGGAACAAGAGGACGUCUUCACCGAGCUCAGCAUUCCCCUGGGUGUGGAAUUUGUGGUGCCUAGAACUGGGUUUUACUGCAAGCUCUGUGGACUCUUCUAUACAAAUGAAGAGACAGCAAAGACAAGUCACUGCAGGAGUACUGUUCACUACAAAAAUCUCCAGAAGUAUCUAUCCCAGCUUGCAGAAGAGAGCCUGAAAAUGAAGGAAGAAGGCAGCCCUCUGCCUCAGGAUGACGCUGGCAUCGUUCCUCACUUUGCAAAGAAAAAACUAUGAUACAGAUGAACUGGAAGAGCUGUAAUGAGUGAAUGCUGAUACUUUUUUUUUAUUUUAAAUUUUAUUUCUAUGAUAUAACUGUCAAUUUGCACUGUACAGAGGAGGGGAAAUAAAGAGCAUGUUCCAUGCAUCUAUGCCCAGAGUGCCAUUAAAAACCAAAAUGCCUGAAACUGUUUCCCACGGUGAAGCAAUGCUGGCAUAUCUGUUAGAAGUGGAGCAAUUCUUUCUCACACUCUGUGUGCUGGGAGUGGUUUCCUAGAUUAAAUCAGAAUUCUCAGGGAUUCUUAAAGUUUUAGUUCUGAUGUAACACAUCAGGUCAGGUGGAGUACUUAGAAGCACUCAGCAUCCUCCAGUGGACGCUGGAAGGAAGGAGAUGUGACUAUUUAUAGGCUUUAAUGUUGCUUAAAAUAUCUUCAGCCAUUUCACUCAUUGCCCCAGUGAGAAGUAGGAUUUGCAUAGGAUAUCUAAAGCCAUUUUGCUAAAACUAGUGAGUAGAUGGCAUAAAGUAAACCCCAUCAGCACCCACCUCCAUGUCUUAGAGCUUGGUGAAAUGACAAAAUGUCUGUGUUGUCAAGCACUGAGUGUACGCUGCCGGUGUUGUGCGAAUUCCAGGGAAGCCACAGCCUGUCCCAGGGACCUCACAGCCUGAACCCAGCACAGCAAGAGCACUUCAAGUGCACGUGCUGACAGCCAGCCUGCUCUGGCUUCAGCAUUUUCCAUGGUGUGGUCAGGGUGUUCUCCAGGGACCGUUGUGUUUGAAACUCUUCUUUGUGAUAAUUCUAAAGGGUGCCAACUUUGAGUCUUACAGACUUGAAACUCUCAUGAGAGGCUUUUUAAAGUGCCACAUGUUUGGACCAUGUCUCUUUUAGACAUUUUAUUCGAGAUCCUUGCUUUUGGGGUCUUUUUUGUUUUCUUUAAAGCUUGCUGUUCCUCAGCUUCGCAACAUUGAAUUUUCCUGGUUUUUAUGGAAAGAUGCCAGAUUUCUAAUAUUGUUUUUGUAUUUUAUUUCCCUGAAUUUUUUAAGGUGAAUACAACAACUGAUGGCUCAGAGCGCUGCACUGAGAACACAGGAUGCACCAGCAGCUCUGGCAUUAUUAUGACCUAUUGUUUCUGCACAGUUGUUGCUUAGUAUUUUGCAAAGUCCCUUUGAAAUGCACUGUACAAGUUUCUGGUUCACUUCAAUAGGGCUUUGUGUAUUAAAGUGAAUACGCAUGCAAACCAUUGCCAGGAUUGAUCCCAGAGUUUAUAAAAUGCCCUGUACAAUCUGGGCAGAUGGGGAUUUGCAAGCAUUUCGAUUCUUUGCCUGACUCUAAUAUCCAUCACAGUAUAUUUUGUAAAAAUUGCUGAUACUGGAUGUCCUGUUUAGAUGUUGUGCAGAGGAAACAGUUUCCCAGAAGGUUCUAGCUAUCCCUAAGAAUGACAGGGAUGUUGCACAAUAUUGCAAAGUGGCUAAAUUGCCAAAACUUCUUCCACCAAAGUAUUUGUUCCUUUAUGUCUUGUGCCAGCAGCUGUGCUCAUUCUCUGAAGAGCCCUGUAGCCAGGCAGUGUCUGUCAGAGGUGCCUGGUGUUGUUGCCUAAAGCCCUGUUCCAUUCCAUGGCCUGUGCUUUCCACUCAUUUUUACCAGAGGUAGGUUCAGAUUUCAUAGCUGGAAUUCCUGCUUCUUGCAAGUUGAGGGAUUCUUUGCAUCCCAGAUUUAGACAGAGCCUACCAAAUGACAAGGGGAAAUGAAAAACAUUACAGCCUAAAUCCUCCUUUGUCCAGGCUGGAAGUAUGUUAAGACUUGUGUCCAUCUGUCAUUUAAAACAGCUAGUUUGGGGGGGAGGGGUGUUUUGUUUUGGUGGUUAGUUUUUGUUUGUUGAUUUUUGUUUUGGUGGGGUUUGUUUCUUUUUCCCCUAUGGAGAAGAAAAAAACCCACCAGUAUUGCAAACUAGGUAUUUUUCCUUCAAGGGUUGGGUUUUCCUUUGACUGUUUGUUUUUCACAUUGCAGUGAAACUUGAGCACAGGGCUAUUAGGACAAGAGCUUGUAUUGCAGGCUGUAAGAUGAUGAAAAUGGCAGUAAAGAUUGUGCAAUUGUCUUCUAAAGUGCAGCUCUCUAGCUGGUCAUGCAUCAUCUGAAUAUGAAGUUCCCUUCAUGCCCUUCAGCACAAACUGAACACAAGGGAAGGAAAUCACUGCAAAUGCAAGCAUCAAAUCUUUGAAGCUAACCCUGCUAUCAAACUGGGGCUCUCACCAGCCUAAUGGGAGCUUGUUAGACCAUGUGGUUAAGCUUAAUUGGAUGUGAGACAUAGCUGACUGAAUAUCAAAGUCAUACGGCCUCCAGCAACUUUAUCCCCAGGUAACCUCAAAUGAGAAAAGUAUCACUGUUAUUAUUCUUUAUUUGUAGUGCAGCAGAAGCUACAGGUCCACUGCCUUUAUUAUAGGAAAGGCACAAAUCCACAACAAAGACUUUCCCAGGCCAAGGAGCUUUAAAUCACACUUUCUGAAAACAGACAACAGGUGGAUACAGGCAGGCAGGGAAAGCAGCAGGUAACCAUGAGAUUUUGACUGGCAGCAGAAGAAUAAUUAAAAUAAGUGUUUACCCAGGGGCUUAUUUCUGGAUUUAUGGGAGAGGAUUCAAACUAUUUUCCCCCUCCUCUGAUUCUGAACCAGGUUCACUCUCUUUAUUCACAACUUGCCUUUAACCUCCUUUUUUUUUCCUGGACAGUUGCAAUAGGAGUGCAAAAUCCCUUCUUGAUACAGUGGGGUUUGGUAUCCUUCGGUCCCCAGCCACUUCAGUUUCAGUCUCCAGAGGUGGAGUCUUGACCAAGGCUCAGGAGGAAAUGCCCUGGCUCCAGAUCCUUGUUUGGGUCACAGCUACAGGUCCUUGCUUGCCACCAAGGAAGGAGGCAGCUCUAGAUGGCAUCUGUGCCCUGUGCAGUUUCCUCUUCUGCAGGGAGAUGACUCAGGUGAGCAGUGCAGGUGCAGAGCCCAGCCCCGCAGACGUGAUCAGAGCCAGACAUUCAUAGAGGAGGUUUGGACACCCCAUCCCUUUGGGCUCUGUCCCGACAAAACAGCAAUCUGCAAAAUCCUGGGAACAGCCAAAUGGGCACUUCCCCUUCUGAGAGGGUCCUCUCUCCCCUACACCUCAACAGCUGAAAGCAGUCCCAAGUCUCAAUUAGUUCCUAAUGAUGCCCAUGAUCAGUUUUCAGCCCGAUGCACUUUGAGAACUCAGAUAAUCUCCUUCCCUCUCCAACAGCCCAUCGUGCAAUGCUGAUAGGCACUCCUCAACUUCUCUCUACUACCUAUUCUGCUGAGGAAGAAUUCUGCUCUAGGCAGCCCCUUACCUUCCUCAGCUUGUGUAAAAAUGUGUUGUUUCUUUUGGUUUACUAUAUUUAAAAUUUUGACUUUUUUAGUUGGCAUAAUUCAUCAUCACUAUAAUCCACGCUGUUUAUUUAUAUAUAUAUAUAGCACAAAGCAGGCUCAGGUCUAGCCAAACAAAUAUUGAUAUUUAAAAAAGAGCUUCCUUGAUAUAUCAAAACCAUUUCAAUACAUCUCAACCAAAGAUUGCACUUUUAUAAUAGGGACUAUGUUCUCCAGCUCUGUGAAAUCUGUAUUGAUCUCAAAUAGUCUUUAAUGUCAAUCUGCAACCUACUUUCUUUGAAGAAAAAAAUGAAAGAAUUAAACAUUUGCCCCAUUAGAUCAGACAAAGUUUCACAUCGGCUUUAACACUAAAUUAGUGUUAGGCUGGUUAUAUUCAGGGUUUUUUUUCCUAUUAUCUAAGGAUUAAGGCUGUGAUUUGUUGAAUUGUACUUGAACUGGACCAGAUGUACUAUUUAUUGAGCUUACAUAAUCUUGUUAAUUUAAGUUUUGGUUUGUAAACAGUUGAAAUUUGUUAGUACUUGUUUAAUUAUGUAGGAACUGUCACCAAUAUUAACUGAUCUGUGUAACUGAUUGCAAAGUGUUUCAAUUUGUGUUUCUUAAAAAGAAAGAUUUUAAUAAAGAGAAUUAUAAAGCAUAUACGUUGGUGGGCAAUUGUCCCAGAAACAACAUGCUU